Paraglomus occultum is the source of this 507-nucleotide messenger RNA. NCBI's taxonomy places the organism in Eukaryota, Fungi, Glomeromycota, Glomeromycetes, Paraglomerales, Paraglomeraceae. The record is from the annotation of a GenBank genome assembly.
AUGACGGAACCUCAGCAAACGUCCUCUUCCUCCCCAGCUCUCCCUCCCUUGCCGAGUUCAUUUGUCUCUUUUGAUCCUUCGGAAGGAAUUGAUAAACAAGAGGCUAAUGAUGCUAGAGAUCAAAGUGUCGAUUCAGUUGAUGACGGGCUGACUUUACACCAUAAUUCACAGUCUGGAAUUGAUGGAGGUUUCAGAGGUAGCUGGCGAGGACCUAGAGGUCGCGGUAACAACAGAGGCCAGCGUGGAGGCUAUGGUCGGCGAGGGGGUUAUGACCAGCGUGGAGGAGGCUAUGGGCAGCGCGGACGAGCGGUUUAUUACCAACAAGACAGAACGGAUAUGUCAAAGAGACGCAAAAUAACAGAUGACGUACAAUCCCAGUCAGAAACGUCUGCUAGUGCAGCAGGGAAGUCACGGCAUUCUGAAGAGAACAUUGAUCCUAAACUUUACUACAAAAAAUCAAUGCUCGAAGAUCCUUGGGCUAAACUUUUAAUGGACCAAUCUACGUAA